Molecule: messenger RNA, 2928 nt
Organism: Varroa destructor (honeybee mite)
Lineage: Eukaryota; Metazoa; Arthropoda; Arachnida; Mesostigmata; Varroidae
Product: ATP-dependent DNA helicase 2 subunit 1-like
Biological process (GO): double-strand break repair via nonhomologous end joining; telomere maintenance
Cellular component (GO): Ku70:Ku80 complex
Molecular function (GO): telomeric repeat DNA binding; double-stranded DNA binding
Source: RefSeq, a predicted model, not a curated record
AUUAUUACGUAUAGGCUUUAACCCCUCAAUGGACAACAUCGAUAAGGUGUGUUGAGGUGGAUUUCAGGGUUUAAAUUAUGGUCGUUUGCUGAUACCGGCACUGUGAAGUAAUGGACAUGCUUAACUUCGAAGAUUUGGGCGAUGUACUCGAUGAUGAAGAGGCGGAAGAAACGAAAUUUGAGAAGUUUGGUGCGUUUCAUAAAACUAAUGUAGUUUUUCUGCUCGAUUUGACGCAUAAGAUGCUACUUCCAAGCAAAAUGAAGAAUAAACAUUCCGGAAAAAAAGUAUCCAUGGCUUACGCGUGUCUCGUAGCUAUCAGGCAAGGUGUGUUAGAUAUGAUUAAACAUUCAUCGCUUGGAGGCGGUGGACGAGAUCGUGUGGCAAUUUUGGGAUUAAUGCAUAAGAAAAAUGUUGUGUUAUUGGACAUGCAGUUACCAUCAGCUGAGACCAUGAAGGUAAUCGACGAUUUGCUGGGUUCCAUUAGCAAAGUGCUGCCGGUGACACAGAGCUUUGCAAUUGAUCUAGGAAAAGCCUUUGAUAUGUCAUUUACUCUUCUUAAGGAUCUACCAGGAGAUGCCCAAAUAUUUGUUUGCACUGGAAACGAUGACCCUUGUGAUACUAACUUGCGUAAGGGUGUAUCCGAGAAAAUGGUGGUGUGCAGUAAAGCAAUGGAUCUGACGCAAAACCACAUGAUGUCAAUUAAGCUUUUGGCUGUACCUCUAGAGGGCCAGGAAAAGGCUUUUGACGUUGGUAAAUUUUGGCGAGAAAUCGUCUCAGAUCAGGGCCAGGAUGAUCGAGCCAUAAUCGAAAACCUGUACGAUCUAACCCAGCAUGUCUGUUCACUUACACGGCCAACGGCAAUCGUUGUGCCUAAUGGAAGCAACAUGAAAUUGCGCGUCCGAGAUCCAAAAAAACGUGGCGGCUACGCAGUGCAACUGCAUGUUAACCUGUAUGCUCUAUCACGAUCGCGAGAUCUCAAUCCAAGUAAAACGUUUCGCAUCGAUGUUGAUAAUGGCCAUUUCGUACUAGAGGCACGGGUGCGUAACGGAAAAGUGCUUAAAGGAACCAGCAGUGAUAUGUACACAGCAAUUCACGAGGGCGAAAGCACUGCUGAAGACGAUGAUGCGAACGUACCGCCUUCGACUACAGGUUGUAGGUCUUUACCGCUACAAACACUUUAUCAACGCAAGAAGGUGCUAAAGUUCCGUGAACGUGAUAUGAAGGUAUGGAACUCGAAUGAAAUAGCAGAUAUCACCAGACAUAAUUCUCCGCGAUGCAUUGAAAUUGUGGGCUUCAUCCGAAACGAUAAAAUUAAUAGAGAGUUCCGCCGACAAAGUCCACAAUAUCUGACACUGGCAAAAAAUUCAGAGGAAGAAGAUGAAGCAAGCUAUUGGUGCUCCUUGUGGCACUCUUGCCGACGUCUUAAUAUAACUUGUGUAGCGAUUCUUUAUCUUCGCGAGUUAAACGCGCCGAAGCAGGUGCUGCUUACUCCCCACUCACAAGUUCGGGAUCCGCAAGGUGUGCUCCGACUUCCCAACGGUUUCUAUGUCCACCAUUUGCCAUACAGGGACCGGGUGUACGUUGAAGUUAGGCCCAAGCAGUCAACUGAAGAAAUGCGAAUCAGACAGAAAGCUAUGGGCUCCUUGCAGCGUUCCCUCGAAGCUAUUUCUAUGCCAUUCUUCUAUCCAGUGCGAGACAAAAAUGCGGAAAACGAAUGGCGUGUCCUUGAAGCUCUUGCUUUAGAUCAGGCGCCCCCUAGGGUAGGCCCUACCGUAAUGGAAUAUCCACCAGAAAUUAAGGGUGAUAUCGAGCAUCUGCGAGCUAUUUGUGCCACCAAUAAGGACGCGGAAAGCAAGGUUGAACCCAUUAAACCAAAACGGCAAAAAAAGUGAGAAAAAGCACAAAAUGCGGCAGCGAGGCAGGCAGGUGACGUCAUGACGUCUUGUAGUAACACUGAAUUUUACGUGCUCGAUUACGAUCGCUGAUAGCGUACUGUAAUGGAUUCCUAAUAGUGGGUGUCAUUUUAUUAUAUUGAUCGUAUAUACACAAAUAAAAAAAAAUAUAUAUAUAUACACAUAUAUUUUAACACACUUUCUCAUAGCAAACGAUAUACUGUAAAUUUCAGACAACUAGAGAAAAUACAGCUUAUGUCAUUAGUCCACGUAAAUACUUGUUUUAUUUUACAUCAGGGGUGAUUUUAUACCGAAUAUCAUCAUUUAGUCGAUUUGCCUCGUGUACUCUGUAAGUAUUCCGCAGCUCUGGACAAAGGAAAAACAUUAAUAAUGAGUUUAUCGGUGAUUUGAUUGCAUCCCCCAAUGCGAAAACUGAGCAUGUCUAAAUUUGAUUUUAUUAAUACAAAUGGCAACGAUAAAAUUCGAAAUUACAACGUCUGAAACUAGUGUGUGAACAUGCGUUAUCUGGAUAAUGCGGUCGUUUUUGUGGGAUGUAUUAGUAAAUAAGCAAUAAAUAAAGAGCACAAGUGCAUGCAACAAAUAGGUCAAUUUAACAUCAAAUCGAUCAACAGUAAUAAUGUUUUGAUCAAACAAAUUGUUGAACAUAGUUUGUGGAGUUACAGAGGGCCUUGUUGAAUUGUCGUUUGCUGAAAAAUAUGACAAAUACGGCUCCACUUCGAGAUAUAGUUUGUGCUUGUUUUUCUACAAAAUUAAAUAAGAAAACUUUUUUAGCGAGAAGAACGAUAAAACUUGCGUAUACAUGUACACACUGCUCGUUUAACGUGCAUACAGCGGAACAAGAAAGAUAGUAGUACUAUUAUUGCUAAAUAAGCGUAGUAGGGACUUGCAGCGCUGAUACUAUCACAUUUUAAAGAAACGAAAGUAACCCAAAUGUGCUCAAGCAGUAUACAACAAACCCAUUUUCACUUUUCAUCGUCCUCACCAGAAUUUACUUUUUUGUAUUUGUAUCUAUAUG